Messenger RNA from Osmerus eperlanus (European smelt), 3229 nucleotides. Its product is annotated as low-density lipoprotein receptor-related protein 8-like. Gene Ontology annotation, molecular function: protein binding; calcium ion binding. Gene Ontology annotation, cellular component: caveola; plasma membrane. Gene Ontology annotation, biological process: ventral spinal cord development. NCBI's taxonomy places the organism in Eukaryota, Metazoa, Chordata, Actinopteri, Osmeriformes, Osmeridae. The record is from RefSeq and is a predicted model, not a curated record.
CGCCAUUCAACUUCUUCAUUUGCGGCGGCAAGAAAGAAUUGAGCACGUUACAGUUUUUUUAAUUUAUUCAACAAUUCCACAAAUUUGGCGUGAUCACCGCCCUACGUCGUCAUCACCGAUACAAGUUGCUAGUAGGCAAGGGGGGUCCCUGUCGGUGAAGUACCACCGUCGCAUCGCUAGAGGAACGGAUUCCAGAUAGGCUUUGUUUGUGGAUGAGCUCCAUCACCUCCUUCAGAAAUGUGGACGGAUAUAAGGAAAAUCCUACUCUUUCAUUUAUUAGUCCUGAAACUCCAUUCCUCAAAAGGAACUACAGAGACGGAAUGUGAGGAUGGACAGUUUCAGUGUAACAACAAAAGGUGUAUACCUACAAUUUGGAGGUGUGACGAUGACGAUGACUGCUCAGACAAUAGUGACGAGGAAAACUGCGCCAAGAAGACGUGCGCCCCAGCAGAGUUUGCCUGCAUGAACGGGCAGUGUGUUCCCGGACGCUGGCGCUGCGAUGGUGAACCAGAGUGCCCGGACGGUUCGGACGAGGCAGAUGCCACCUGCAGCAGACAGACGUGUCCCCCGGAAAAGUUUGACUGCGGCGGCUCCACCAACAAGUGUGUCUCGUUGUCGUGGCGAUGCGACGGGGAGAAGGACUGCGAGAACGGCUCGGACGAGGAGGACUGCGCGGCGGACGCCAAGGCCUGCCCCAGCGGAGAGUUCCAGUGCGCCAACCGCAAGUGCCUGGCGCCCGCCUACGCGUGCGACGGCGACGACGACUGCGGCGACGGCAGCGACGAGCUCCGGUGCUCCGCCGCCCCCACCUGCGGCCCCCACCAGGUCCGCUGCAACUCGUCUGAGUGUGUGCCCGUCAUGUGGGGCUGCGAUGGGGACCCGGACUGCUCCGACGGCUCCGACGAGUGGCCGGAGCGCUGCGGCGGUGACGGCGGCGGCGCCCACCCCUACCCCCCCCCCCACGGCCGCAGGGCCAACUGCACGGCCGGGGAGUUCCGCUGCGCCAACGGGGAGUGCGUGCGGCUGGCCUGGAAGUGCGACGGAGACCCCGACUGCAAGGACAAGUCGGACGAGGUGGACUGCCCCCUGCUGACGUGCCGGCCUGAUGAGUUCCAGUGUGGAGACGGUGCCUGCAUACACGGCACCAAGCAGUGCAACAAGGUCCACGACUGCCCCGACCGCAGUGACGAGGCCGGCUGUGUCAACGCCACCCGGUGUGAGAGCCCCCUGAAGUUCCUGUGUAAGAACGGCGAGUGUAUCGACAGCGCUAAGGUGUGUGACUCAGUGAAGGACUGCAAAGACCGCUCCGACGAGCCCAAGAAAGAGUGCGGGCUCAACGAGUGCAUGCUGAACAACGGCGGCUGCUCCCACGUCUGCGUGGAUCGACCAAUCGGCUACGAGUGCCAGUGUCCCCUAGGUUACCAGCUGCUGGAUAAGAGGACGUGUGGAGACAUAGAUGAGUGUGAGAACCCUGCAGCCUGCAGCCAGACCUGCAUCAACUACAAAGGAGACUUCAAGUGUGAGUGCUACGAGGGCUACGAGAUGGACCCUGUCACCAAGACCUGCAAAGCCGAGGGGAAGAGCCCCUACCUGCUGUUCACUAACCGUCAUGAGAUCUGCCGUGUGGACCUUGUAAAGAGGGACUACACCCAGGUGGUGCCCACCCAGAAGAACGUGGUGUCCCUGGACGUUGACGUGGCCAACCACCGCAUGUUCUGGUGCGACCGCUUCCACCGCAAGAUCUACAGCUCGCUGAUUCAGGAGGCGAGUGACCUGGCCAGGCAGGCCAUCCUGCUGGACUCCCUGGUGUCCCCGGAGGGCCUGGCCCUGGACUGGCUCCAGAACAACCUGUACUGGACCGACUCUGGGGACAAGAGCAUCUCGGUGGCGUCGGCCAACGGCGCCAGGCGCCGCGUCCUCGUCACCACGGAGCUGAGCGAGCCCAGAGCCAUAGCCCUGGACCCCCAUCACGGGUUCAUGUACUGGUCCGACUGGGGCAGCAGAGCCAGGAUAGAGAAGGCUGGCAUGAAUGGGGUGGACAGACAGGUGCUGGUCUCUGACAACAUCCAGUGGCCCAAUGGCAUCACCCUGGAUGUGGCUAACAGGCGUCUGUACUGGGUGGACUCCAAGCUGCACCUCAUCUCCAGUGUGGACCUGAACGGAGCGUAUCGCAGGACACACCUGUCCUCAGCUGAGAGCCUGGGACACCCCUACGCCCUGGCGGUGUUUGAGGACCGUGUUUACUGGACAGAUAGAGAGAGAGAGGCAGUGUACAGUGCUAACAGGUUGACGGGUCAGGACAUCAACACGCUGGCCGAGAACCUGAACGACCCCCACGACAUAGUGGUCUUCCACCAGCUCCGCCAGCCACAAGGCCCUGACAGCUGUAACCUGGGGGGCGUGGCCAACGGCGGCUGCGAGUACCUGUGUCUGAAGGCUCCACAGAUCACAGAACACUCGCCCAAGUACACGUGCGCCUGCCCGGACGGCCAGGACCUGGGCCCCGACAUGAGGGGCUGCGUGCCAGCCGUCUACAACGCCACCACUCCCCCGACGAUAAACGUAUCCGGCACCACGGCGCCGGUUGCCAAGGACCCAGCGGGGGUGUCCCAAGCGGAUGCCGUUCCCCACCUGACCCCGGCCCCUUCCAGUGCCCCGGAGCCCCUGGGGACCGUCAGCCCCCGGUCCGGGAGGGACGGGGCGGGGGCUGGGGGCUCCAGACCCCCGCCUGCAGCCUCCGUCGUCACCUCCACCCUGGCAGGACCUGGGAACAGCAACGUGCUGAAGGAGGACAGCAACCUCUCCCACCACUCUGGCAGUGAACAUUUCCUUCUGGGAGAGAACCUGACAGUGGCUGUUCUGGGGGUGGUCAUCCCCAUAGUCCCUAUCGUUGCCACAGUGGUGUUCGGCCUGGUCUGCAGCGGCGUCUACCUGGUGUGGCGCAACUGGCGGCGCAACUCCACCAAGAGCAUGAACUUCGACAACCCCGUGUACCGCAAGACCACGGGCGAGGGCGAGGAGGACGAGAUCCACAUCGGCCGGACGGACGGCGUGGGCCACCAUGCGCACCACCACCCGUACCCCCCCGGGGUGGGGGUGGUGGGCGGGGGAGGGAGCACCUGCCCGCAGUUCAUCGCCCUGCCACUGGGGGGCAGCAUGCCGGACCCGGGGACUCACUGGUACACCGAGCAGCCCAUGCUCUCCAGUGCUGCCAAGUGACCAAUGGGAG